AUGGUCUCUCUUCUCCUUCUGGGCGCUCUCCUCCCUCUAGUCCUGGGAUGGGGUCCGUCCAGCCAGCACCGCUUGUCAGUCGCCAGCGACCACAGGCCCCCCAGCAAUGAAAGGACCUCGCUGACCUUUCUGUACCAAAACAACCUGAACGCGUCCGACGAUGCAUACCACGUCGGCGCCAUCCUGCUGGAUCCCAUGGGACAGCAUGAUCUCCGCGACGCCUGCGCAGAGCUCGGAGAAUCCAUGAUCACGAACCAGACCAUCGAGGACCACAAGGAUGAUUUCAGACACCUGUUCGCCUAUCUGGCGCACUCAGGGAGAGCCAGUGCCGUCAGCAACUAUUACAUUCGAGACGGCGUCGUAUCCAUCACCCAGGACGCCGAAAACUUCGACUUCCUGCCAUUCCCCCGGCGCAACUUCAAGCUCCCGGUCUUGUGCACCCAGACCAGCACGGGAAACACGUCUCUCGACGCAGCGAGAACCAGUCUAGGCUCGAAAGAUGUGCGCGUCUCCGCCGCGGGCAACAUGUACAUCGGGUUUCGCGACCACAAAUCCUUCCGGUUCCUGGGCAUUCCCUAUGCGGACCGCCCGAUGCGCUUCAUGUAUUCGACCAUAUACUCGCGCAAGUCCGAAACCAUCCGCACGACCGACUAUGGCCCGAACUGUGCUCAGCCCGGGGGUGGUAGCGAAGACUGCCUCUUCUUGAACAUCCAGACGCCCUAUCUGCCUAAAAAGGGCUCCACGGACAACCUCAAGCCCGUCCUGUUCUGGAUCCACGGCGGCGGCUUCACCAGCGGCACGGGCGCAGACCCCCUCACGGAUGGGGGCAAUCUCGCCUCGCGCGAGGACAUUGUGGUGGUCACCUUCAACUACCGGCUCUCGACGUUGGGAUUCCUGGCCAUCCCCGACACGCAUAUUCGGGGGAAUUUCGGGCUCGGCGAUCAGGUCGUCGCUCUCGAGUGGACGAGGCAGAACAUUGCUCAUUUCGGAGGUGAUCCCAACCGAAUCAGUAUUAUGGGCGAAUCCGCAGGCGCCGCAUCGGUGCGAGCCCUCCUGGGCUCUCCCCCAGCAGCAGACAUGUUCCAUGGCGCAGUUGCAAUGUCAGCGAUGGGCGGCGGUGCGCGACUCGGACUGUCGGGCGACGCGAUUACAUAUAGCUCGUACCGGACGAUUCGCGAGUCCUAUGCCAGUGAGGGUCAGCGGGUAUUCCCCGCCGCUGGCUGCGAUAGAGGCGAUCUGGAGGAGCAAGUGACCUGUCUGGAGCGCCUCCCUGCAUCCACCUUGGUGGGCCUGGACACCGUCGCGCGGCAUAUCGUCCAAGACGGACACUACGUGACAGGCCGGGAAAUCGACCUUGUCCAGAACACGCGCGAGUCCUCCAUCCCGGUCAUGUUUGGCAUCACCGCGGACGACGGCGCGCCGAUGGUCAAGUACCCCGAACAACCCGUCAACAACCUCCGCGAAGGCAUCCAGAUCGGCCUGGGGAUCGACGCAAGCCACGCCCAGCGCAUCCUCGAUUCCGGCCUCUUCCCCUCCACAGACAGCGGCAACAUUACCCUCGACGCCUUCGACAUCGCCCAGCGCGUCGCAACGGACCUCUACUUCCGCUGCGUGACCCAAGCCGCCGCAUUCGCCGGCGCCGCCUCGGGCGUCUUCCAAUCAUCAUACUUCUACCAGAUCGAAACCACCACCGCCGACUACUACCCCGACCACCACGGCGCACACGCCGCAACCCCGGAAUCCCCGCACGGCGACACAGACCUGCCCUACUUCCGCCUUCACGGCUCCGUCCUCCCCUGGGUUUUUGGGACCCUGCAGCCGCUGCGUGACGGCAUGGACCUGGACACGGUCCAGCUGCUGACGGCGUACUUCGCCGAGUUCGCUCGGUCCGGCCAGCCCAACCCGCCGGCCGAGUAUCUCGAGGCGCGCGGAUACCAGAGCACGCUGGAGGCGGUGCGGUUGUUUGAUCGGUGGGAGCCGGUGGCUCACUCCGAGGGGCCUAUCCAGCUGCUGGGGUAUCCGAGUUUUAGCGGGCCGUUCCAGGAUGUAGGGCAGUGUGAGUUUUUGGAGUAUCCGAUUACGUAUUAUUUUCAUUGA
Aspergillus terreus NIH2624 is the source of this 2097-nucleotide messenger RNA. RefSeq names its product putative carboxylesterase. Bases 1 to 2097 code for a protein of 698 amino acids. The record is from RefSeq and is a predicted model, not a curated record. Gene Ontology annotation, molecular function: cholinesterase activity. NCBI's taxonomy places the organism in Eukaryota, Fungi, Ascomycota, Eurotiomycetes, Eurotiales, Aspergillaceae. The transcript is spliced from 2 exons.